AUGAUCCGGUGGGUCAAACUCUCGGUUUUCCCCCUGGAUAGCUGUGUCGCUCGAUACAGCAUCUCGUUCGCUGGCCUCAAAUUGCGCUUAAACGAAAUAUUUGAAGAUGGCCAAGUUACGCCUGCUGUUAUGCAGAUCGAGCGAGCGCUGCGUAUUUACGAUAUGGGAAAGAACUGCGGUCGGGCACCGGUCACCAUCAAGGAUAAGGGUAUCGCGGUUGUCGCCUGCACUGCCAUUGGUUAUGCCGUUGUGCGCCAAGAUCCGGCCAUCGUGGCGCUGGAAAAAAACCUUGUUGCGAAACGCGAGAAGGCCAGUAGGCAAGAAGAGUGUUUGAAGGUGAUUGAACUACACGAAGAGGAUGCAAGACGGAUUGAUGCGUUGGACAAGAAUAGAAUUCGGUCAUGUAUGCAGCCUGAUAAGCAGGGAAAGGUGCUUGUGUGGAGUUUCGAUCGCUUGAGAUGGCGGCGAGAAGAAAGAGUGCUUCAGAUAGAAGCAAAUAUUUUAAGGUGGAUAUGGAAUUACGCCGGAAUGACUGGGGUUUCAUCCGAGGCCCCGCGGACAAUCCCAAAGGCUGGUCUUGUGAUAGUUGGGCGGCGUGCCGGGCGGGCGGAUCGCCCAGCUGUCAGCGCUAGCGUGGAGUACGGAACAGAGAAAUUUGUUGAAGAGGCUUCUGGGAUUCCCCGCCGUGAUGAACUCUUCAUUACCACGAAACUUCCCUUGAAGAACGCAGGGCUGGAUUAUUUUGACCUUGUAUGUGAACUUUGGCUCAUUGCCAAGACAAUCGUGCCUUCUGAUGAUGGUACCGCUGUAGUACCUGGUACUUUGGCCUCACAGCGUGGCAUAGUAUGGCCUGAAAACCCUGACUCGCAUGGUCAGGUUAGACUGGAUGAAACAGGCAACUUCAACGAUACCUGGGCCGAAAUGAAGAAGGUCCUCGCCAAUGGGAAGGUUAAAGCGAUCGGACUGAGCAAUUUCUCCGUAAGACGUACAUAUCUUUGUAUGGGUGGAGGCCGUCUUCUAAACGAGUCGACUGAGCAUUGCGUAAAUAUGACCGGUCAGGAGAAGGAACUUUACCUUGGCAUCAGGAUGCACUCUUAUCUAGUGCAGAAUGAGUGUUAG
Molecule: messenger RNA, 1119 nt
Organism: Suillus plorans
Lineage: Eukaryota; Fungi; Basidiomycota; Agaricomycetes; Boletales; Suillaceae
Exons: 12
Coding region: 1-1119 (372 amino acids)
Cellular component (GO): cytosol
Molecular function (GO): aldose reductase (NADPH) activity
Source: RefSeq, a predicted model, not a curated record